ACCGUGUUUCCGUCCUUCCCUCAUUCCCAACCACACGCCAUCUCUCUAAUUCGCGACAAAUGUUUGCACUCCAUCCACCGCCCGGACAGCAACGUCUGCCCACGUUCCAUCAUCAACGGAGAUUGCCGAGAUUGCCCGUGCCACCAAUCAGACAGACCUUGGACAAGUAUCUAAAGAGCCUGGAGCCGCUGUUGGAAGAGGGUGAGCUGAACGGCCAAGGGAACAAGCUUGAAGAGUCGCAAAAGCGUGUCGCCUGGGCCGUGGACUUUGAAAAUGGCAUCGGACGUGAGUUGCAGGAACGAUUGAUAGAUGUCGAUCGUUCAUCGGAAAAUAACUGGUUGGAUGACAACUUCUGGAUUAAGAAGGCGUACCAUGAAUGGCGUGCUCCACUGAUGGUCCACUCCAAUUGGUGGCUGUUAUUUCAUACAGACGCGACCAUUCCAUUGAGCGUAGCGGAGAAUCCUCCUUCUCCUGGGCAGUUUGGGGAGUGGCAAUUGAAGCGGGCAGCGUGGCUUACGGCUCGCUUCCUCGACUUCAAAGCGAAGGUAGAUCAACAGGAGAUCCACCCCGAUAGCUCUCGCACAGGUCCGUUCGACAUGUAUCAAUAUACUCGUGUAUUCAACCUCUCCCGCAUCCCCAAGCCCGGUUGCGAUAUGUUAUCUCAUAAGCCUGCGUUGAAGGAUCCAGGCGCUCGAAGCAUCAUGGUAAUGGCGAAAGACUGGGUAUACAUGGUCGAGGUGCUUGACCGAGACGGAGGGAUAGUUGGGAUAGGCGAGAUAGAGAAAAGACUGGGCGACCUCAUGGCGGAUGUGGAGAAUCGGGUGAGGAAAGGAGAGAAAGCGGAACCUGUGUGCAUUCUGAGCUCUGAUGACCGUGAUGUGUGGGCGAACAACCGUGAAUAUCUUCUUACCCUUUCGCCUGUGAUCAACCGCAAAGCUUUUACCCUGAUGGAAAAUAGUCUCUUCGCUCUAUGUCUCGAUAUGCACACCAUACCGACACCAUCCUCGUCCAACUUCGUACCCGCACCCAUUGAAGCGCAUGUGCGCAGUAUUGCGACCGGUCCCGACGGCCUGAACAGAUGGUACGACAAAACAUUAACCGUCAUCGUUGAGUCGUCGGGACGCGCAGGGAUGAUGGGGGAACAUUCCCCGUGUGACGCGCUCAUCCCGAGCAUUGUCGUCGAUUACGCUAUUGCCGAACCCAUCGAUCUUGGAGCGUUCACCCAGAACCUGGAAAGCGCGGAGGAGGGUGACGUGAUAUUUGAUGCAGAUACAACGACUGGUCCGAAAACCAGAGGAUGGGAGCGUGUCGAGUUCGAAUUGGACGAUAAAAUGAGGAAGGAAAUCCAAGAGGCCACAAUUCGGGCAAAGGCGACCGUAGACGACUCGGACGCUAGCCAGUUGUGGUUCGACGAGUAUGGUGCAGAUUGGAUCAAGAAGACUGCCAAGCAAUCCCCCGAUGCAUAUAUCCAGAUGGCGCUUCAGCUGGCCUUCUACAAGGACCAAGGCUUCUUCAGUGCGACGUACGAGACGGCCUCCACUCGCUUGUUCGCGCAUGGGCGUACAGACGUCAUUCGCACAUAUACCACUAACAGUCGCACUUUCGUUCGGGCGAUGCUGGAUCCAUCAGCUUCGGCCGAAGCUCGCUACAAGGCGCUGUCAACUGCUAUCUUUUCGCAUAAUGCGUAUACCCGCGAAGCAUCCACCGGAAAAGGCAUUGACCGACACUUAAUGGGCUUACGCCUCAUGCUGCGCGACAAAGAGGGGGAAGGGGUGAAGUUAUUCGAAGAUCCCUUGUUCGCCAAGAGUCAGGAAUGGAAGUUGAGUACUAGUGGAUUGAGCGAAGGGACUAGGUUCCAUGGCACUGGUUUCGGAACUGUGUGGCCAGAUGGCUAUGGGACGAACUACCUUGCCGGUGGAGACCUCAUCAAAUUCGGCGUGGAGUCCAAGAUCUGCGCCCCUAAUACCAACACACAGAGGUUCAAGCGUCAUCUGGUCGACAGUCUGCGGGAGAUGAAGCAGGUGUGUGAGGAGGGUGCUGCCCUUCCGGCUAAACUGUAGCAUGGGCCAUAUUCGGGGUUUGUCCGAUCGUGAAGCCAUUGGAGU
Molecule: messenger RNA, 2105 nt
Organism: Dacryopinax primogenitus
Lineage: Eukaryota; Fungi; Basidiomycota; Dacrymycetes; Dacrymycetales; Dacrymycetaceae
Product: acyltransferase ChoActase/COT/CPT
Exons: 7
Coding region: 60-2060 (666 amino acids)
Molecular function (GO): acyltransferase activity
Source: RefSeq, a predicted model, not a curated record